Messenger RNA from Myotis brandtii (Brandt's bat), 5953 nucleotides. RefSeq names its product zinc finger, MYND-type containing 8 (gene ZMYND8). Lineage: Eukaryota; Metazoa; Chordata; Mammalia; Chiroptera; Vespertilionidae. The record is from RefSeq and is a predicted model, not a curated record. Gene Ontology annotation, biological process: regulation of DNA-templated transcription. Gene Ontology annotation, molecular function: protein binding. The transcript is spliced from 26 exons. Bases 219 to 4232 code for a protein of 1337 amino acids.
UGGCUCUUGCUCACCAGAGCCUCACAAAGAUAAUCGCUCAGGAAGUGUUUCAGCCAAUCCCGGGCCGCCUUACACUCCGAUUUGCCGGGCCAGCCAAUCGGGGAUGAGCUCUUAUUAGGCGGCCAGAUCAUCAAGCCGAAGUGCCAAACCCUUUUUCUGUGAGAACUAGGAGCCUGUCCUCCAUGUUUUAUAAGUAUUGACAUUACACAGUGUUAACAAUGCAUCCACAGAGUCCCAAAUCUGCCAGCCUGUUCUCUCUUCUUAACUGUGGAAAAAUGAGACGGUUGCUUGAACAUGUUGGCUUGGCCGAGGAGGAAAUCAAAACAGAACAGGAGGUGGUAGAGGGCAUGGAUAUCUCUACUCGCUCCAAAGAUCCUGGCUCCGCCGACAGAACAGCCCCGAAAAGAAAGUUCCCCAGCCCUCCGCAUUCUUCCAAUGGCCACUCGCCACAGGACACAUCCACAAGCCCCAUUAAAAAGAAAAAGAAACCCGGCUUACUGAACAGUAACAAUAAGGAGCAGUCAGAACUAAGACAUGGUCCGUUUUACUAUAUGAAGCAGCCACUCACCACAGACCCUGUUGAUGUUGUACCGCAGGAUGGACGGAAUGAUUUCUACUGCUGGGUUUGUCACCGGGAAGGCCAAGUCCUUUGCUGUGAGCUCUGUCCCCGGGUUUAUCACGCUAAGUGUCUGAGACUGACAUCGGAACCAGAGGGGGACUGGUUUUGUCCUGAAUGUGAGAAGAUUACAGUAGCAGAAUGCAUCGAGACCCAGAGCAAAGCUAUGACAAUGCUCACCAUCGAACAGUUGUCCUACCUGCUCAAGUUUGCCAUUCAGAAAAUGAAACAGCCAGGGACAGAUGCAUUCCAGAAGCCUGUUCCGUUGGAACAGCAUCCCGACUACGCAGAAUACAUCUUCCACCCCAUGGACCUUUGUACAUUGGAAAAGAACGCUAAGAAGAAAAUGUAUGGCUGCACAGAAGCCUUCCUGGCUGAUGCCAAGUGGAUUUUGCACAACUGCAUCAUUUAUAAUGGGGGAAAUCACAAAUUGACGCAAAUAGCGAAAAUAGUCAUCAAAAUCUGUGAGCAUGAGAUGAAUGAAAUCGAAGUAUGUCCAGAGUGUUACUUAGCUGCUUGCCAAAAACGCGAUAACUGGUUUUGCGAGCCUUGUAGCAAUCCACAUCCCUUGGUCUGGGCAAAACUGAAGGGGUUCCCAUUCUGGCCGGCCAAAGCUCUGAGGGAUAAAGACGGGCAGGUGGAUGCCCGGUUCUUUGGACAACACGACAGGAACCCAGGCCGUCCAGAGUCAGGAGGCGAAAUGGAAGUUAGCCGAGAUGAUCGUGGGUUUGAUAGGAGGAACAGAAACAGUCAUUUUCCAGAAAUCACUUGCCAAGCAACUUCAUUGAAGGCACUUAAGAACCUGGGAAGAAACAGAGCCUGGGUUCCAAUAAAUAAUUGCUACCUCAUGUCUAAAGAAAUUCCUUUUUCUGUGAAAAAGACUAAAAGCAUCUUCAACAGUGCAAUGCAGGAGAUGGAGGUUUAUGUGGAGAACAUUCGCAGGAAGUUUGGGGUUUUUAAUUACUCUCCGUUCAGGACACCCUACACGCCCAACAGCCAGUACCAAAUGCUGCUCGACCCUAGCAACCCGAGCGCUGGUGCCGCCAAGAUAGACAAGCAGGAGAAGGUCAAGCUCAACUUUGACAUGACGGCGUCCCCCAAGAUCCUGAUGAGCAAGCCCAUGCUGAGCGGGGGCACCGGCCGCAGGAUCUCCUUGUCGGACAUGCCGCGCUCCCCCAUGAGUACAAACUCGUCCGUGCACACGGGCUCCGACGUGGAGCAGGACCCCGACAAGAAGGCCAUGUCCAGCCACUUCAGCGCAAGCGAGGAGUCCAUGGACUUCCUGGACAAGAGCACAGCGUCGCCGGCCUCCAUGAAGACGGGCCAAGCGGGGAGUUUAUCCGGCAGCCCGAAACCUUUCUCUCCUCAAGCGUCCACGCCAAUCACAACGAAAGCAGACAAGACGGCCACCACCGGAAGCAUCCUGAACCUUAACCUGGAUCGAAGCAAGGCCGAGAUGGACUUGAAGGAGCUGAGCGAGUCCGUCCAGCAGCAGGCUGCCCCCGUGCCUCUCAUCUCUCCCAAGCGGCAGAUCCGCAGCAGGUUCCAGCUCAAUCUUGACAAGACGAUAGAGAGUUGCAAAGCACAACUAGGCAUAAAUGAAAUCUCGGAAGAUGUUUACACGGCGGUAGAGCACAGCGAUUCGGAGGAUUCUGAGAAGUCGGACAGUAGCGAUAGUGAGUAUAUCAGUGAUGACGAGCAGAAGUCCAAGAAUGAGCCGGAAGACGUGGAAGACAAGGAGAGCGCUCAGGUGGACAAAGAGCUGUCUGCUGUCAAAACAAAGCCCAAGCUGGCCAGCCCGGUGGAGAUUAAAGAGGAGCUAAAAAGCGCUUCGCCCCCCAGCGAGAAAGCAGACCCAGGCUCAGUCAAGGAAAAGGCGAGCCCCCCGCCCGAGAAGGACUUCUCCGAGAAAGCCAAACCCUCGCCUCACCCCACAAAGGAUAAGCUGAAGGGGAAAGAUGAGACGGAUUCCCCAACGGUCCACUUGGGCCUAGACUCUGACUCGGAGAGCGAACUUGUCAUAGAUUUAGGAGAAGACCAUUCUGGGCGGGAGGGUCGGAAAAACAAGAAGGAACCCAAAGAACCAUCUCCCAAGCAGGAUGUGACUCUAGUUGUAGCUAAAGCUCCACCACUGUCCACUACGGCCGGCAGCCAGUCUCCCCCCGAAACACCGGUCCUCACCCGCGCGUCCUCCCAAACUCCCACAGCUGGUGUCGCGGCCACCACCAGCACCACGUCCACGGUCACGGUCCCGGCGGCCACCGCCACCGCCACCAUCACGGGAAGCCCAGUGAAAAAGCAGAGGCCGCUUUUACCGAAGGAGACUGCCCCGGCCGUGCAGCGGGUCGUGUGGAACUCCUCAAGUAAGUUUCAAACGUCCUCCCAAAAGUGGCACAUGCAGAAGAUGCAGCGCCAGCAGCAGCAGCAGCAGCAGCAGCAAAGCCAGCAGCAGCAGCCUCAGUCUUCCCAGGGGACGCGAUAUCAGACCAGACAGGCUGUGAAAGCUGUCCAGCAGAAGGAGAUCACGCAGAGCCCGUCCACCUCCACCAUCACCCUGGUGACCAGCACUCAGUCGUCACCCCUGGUCACCAGCUCAGGGGCCACGAGCACCCUGGCCUCUUCAAUCAACGCAGACCUUCCCAUCGCCACUGCCUCGGCCGACGUCGCCGCGGACAUCGCCAAGUACACUAGCAAAAUGAUGGAUGCAAUCAAAGGAACGAUGACAGAAAUAUAUAAUGACCUUUCCAAAAACACUACUGGAAGCACAAUAGCUGAGAUUCGCAGGCUGAGGAUUGAGAUCGAGAAGCUUCAGUGGCUGCACCAGCAGGAGCUCUCCGAGAUGAAACACAACUUGGAGCUGACCAUGGCGGAGAUGCGGCAGAGCCUGGAGCAGGAGCGGGACCGGCUCAUCGCCGAGGUGAAGAAGCAGCUGGAGCAGGAGAAGCAGCAGGCGGUGGACGAGACCAAGAAGAAGCAGUGGUGCGCCAGCUGCAAGAAAGAGGCCAUUUUCUACUGCUGCUGGAACACCAGCUACUGCGACUACCCCUGCCAGCAGGCCCACUGGCCCGAGCACAUGAAGUCCUGCACCCAGUCAGCUACCGCCCCUCAGCAGGAAGCGGAUUCCGAGUCGAACACAGAAACACUAAACAAGUCCUCCCAGGGGUCCUCCUCCAGCACACAGGCCGCCCCUUCAGACACAGCCAGCGCCUCGAAAGAGAAGGAGACAUCUGCUGAGAAGAGCAAGGACAGCGGCUCGACCCUCGACCUUUCUGGCUCCAGGGAGACGCCCUCCUCCAUUCUCUUAGGCUCCAACCAAGGCUCUGUUAGCAACAACCUGCCUCUGCCCCAACCGCCACAGACCACCAGCCGCACCCCACCUGCCCGGCCCAGAAGUACCAUUCCCGGGGCAGCAAGUCCGGCGGCUGGAGCGGCAGCGAUGAGAAGCGAGGAUCGUCGCGUUCCGAGCACAACGCCAGCGCCAGCUCGAAGAGUCUCCUCCCGAAAGAGUCUCGGCUGGACGCCUUGUGGGACUAGGGACAAGCCGCGCCACCAGCCGCCCGCCCCCCGGAGGAAGAAGGCCGACCCCGGGCCGCCAGGGAACGGCGCGGAGACGUGAGGGGGAGACCACCCCCUCCGGACCCGAGGGCUCCACACAGACCCGGCCUUUCUUCCCACCGAGGGUCCCACACUACACGCGUCCCCCACGAGCUCCGAGGACCGUCCACCCACAUGAACUCACGCUUUAGGUGUAAAUAAUGUACAAUUUGUGGAUGUCACUGAACUUAGAGUACCUUCCCCUUUUUAUAUUUGUAUUGACUUUAACUUAUAAAAAAAAAAAAAAAAAAAAGAAAAAGAAAAAAGAAAAGCGAUUAGAAAAACACACCCAACAACACAAAGGAUGUUCUGGUGUUGGAAGGGGUGGUCCGGGGCCCGUCCGUCUGGAGGCGGCACCGGGAUGGUGAGUUCUGGCAGAUUCUGUGCUGCCGUGGGCACAUCCCAUCAAGCCAUCGCCCCUUCCCGACACCGCGCUGCUGCUUCAUCAGAUGCAAGCUCUCUGGGCCCGGAGGACGCAGAAGGACACGGGCAGGAGCUCGUUUCUGUGGCGUGACCGACGCGGUGACUCUCCUCCUAAAAGGGAAAACCCAGUGUCCUUGUUUACAGACGAGAAGCAGAAACCAGCCCCACUCAGCCCAGCGCAGGAGAGAAGAACACCGGGCGUUUCGCGUCCUCGGAACCGAGAGAAACCUCUCCUGUGCGUUGUGGCUCCUUCCGACACACUCACACGCUGGGGGAGAGAGAUCCUGUGCUUUGCGGCAGGGAGGACGGAGGCCGGGCGCACGCGGAGGACAGUCGAGCCUGGGAUGAAGCAUGUCUGUAGUAUUUAUACGAGGGGAUUUUACGUUUUUAUGUAAGCAUGAAACCAAGGCAGUGUGAGAGGGCACGCCCGCCAUGCUGUCUGUUACACUACGAACGCUGUGGCUCCAUUUUGUCUGUUGUGUAAAACAAAAGGCGUUGAGCAAGCGGAGGGGGAUGUCUGUAUAUGAGGAAAUUAAUUGUACGAUAUCAUUCCAGCCCAUCUCGUUGUACAUUUUAGUCUCGUUUACUUUCUCUUCGUUGUUGAUAAGAGGAUGCGGACUGUACAGUUUCCAGCUAGUUACCCGUAUUAGAGAAGAAGUAAGAAGGGAGUAUUAGAAGAAAACAGGAGAGAAAGAACAUUUGUGAAUUGCAGUCAUCAAAAAAAAACAAAAAAUAGCCUAGCUGGCCUUAUUUGUGAAGCAUAAUUGCUUUUAACAUAUGGAAGUAUUUUUUCACAUUUUCUUUGUAUAAAAUUUGUAUUAAACUUAAAUAUCUUUUUUGACGAUGGUGUUUCUUUGCGACUGAGCCAGGAGACUCACAACACGGUAGGCUCUUUUGGGUUCCUCCCCUUCUCCCCCAGUUUCUUCAGACUCUUCACCUUUUUAAAAUUAAACUGUUUUGGAAAAAUGGCUUGGUCGUCCUCAAAUCUGCAGUUUUCCAUUGGGUCUGCACGGCCCAGUCAGGUUUUCACGGCCGAACACAGAGGCCAGGCCGUGAGUGGCCGCGCACAUCUCCACGGCGGUGGGCACAUCAGCAAUAAGGGCCCCUGGUCCAGUGCCUUGAGUGCUUUUGACCCAGAUGAGAAGCAAGGGAAAUCCUGGGUCAGUCUCGGAAAAACAGUGGGAGGGAGGGAGUUCCUCCCUGGCCAGGAUGGAGGCCUCACUCAGAGCUGAGUGGGAAGCACGAGACUUCACAUUGCCCGGCCCACCCUGGUCACUGAAAUUUCAUGUGUGAUAUAUGUAUGUAUAUAUUUCAUCCAUU